Lynx canadensis (Canada lynx) is the source of this 4050-nucleotide messenger RNA. It is a transcript of the gene S100PBP, whose product is annotated as S100P binding protein. Lineage: Eukaryota; Metazoa; Chordata; Mammalia; Carnivora; Felidae. The transcript has 6 exons. Gene Ontology annotation, cellular component: nucleus; cytosol. The record is from RefSeq and is a predicted model, not a curated record. The coding region runs from base 271 to 1536 and encodes 421 amino acids. Gene Ontology annotation, molecular function: calcium-dependent protein binding.
UAGCAUCAUCCCGGCCCACACCGUAGAAAGACCAUACCAGUAAGAGGGCAGACAGAGCACUGAGUGGAGGCCUUUGGAUUAGAACAAAGAAAAUAGCUAGAAGGCUGCUAUGAGAGUCCAGGUAAGAAACAAUGCUGAACCAAGUCAGUGGGAAUGUAGAACAAGAACAAAGAUUUUAAGAUUUUAAAGAAGAUUUUAAGAAGCAGAAUUGAUAAAAUUUCAUGUCUGAUUGAAUGGAGGGAUGAGGAAGAAGGAGAGGAAGAGAAAGAUAUGACGUGCUCACUAGUGCCCUCUGAACAGUCUUCUGGGACUUCUCUCUUGCCUAAAGACAAUGCCCCAUUUUCAUGGGGUUCCUCGGAUGAGGAUGGAUUGGAUGACUCCUUGCUGGAUCUGUCUGAGGGAGAAGAAGAUGAUGGCCAUUUCAGUUUCACAGAGGAAGAUAUUCAGGAGCUCUUGAAGGAUGAUGACCUAUCAAAUGAGCACUUUUCUUGGGGAGGAGGGUUGCUUAAAGAUGACAGCAGUCACGUUGAGAAGGGAGGGAAAGGGGAUCAAAUUCUAUUUGAUACUUCCCAAGAGAAAAAUUCAUCAUACACCUUGGGACCAGUAGCUGAGACCCCUGGCCUCUUAAAACUACCUCAGCUAAGUACAUCAGUUGGUCAUGGCCCAACUCCUACUAAACCGUUAAACAGACACUUUGCACUAGAAAAGAAUCUUGUAAAAGUAACAGUUGCACCAUUUAAUCCAACAGUUUGUGAUGCUGUGCUUGAUAAGGACAAGACUGAUUUAUCCAAAGAUCUUGAAAAGCCCUCCUCCCUUGGGGAAGAGAUGAGAGAAGAUGGUCUUAGCCCAAAUGAGGGCAAACUCUGCACUGAAUCUGAAGGGAUCAGUCCCAAUAAUUCUGCUUGGGAUAUGCCCCCGCUCUCUUCUCCAGACAGUAACUUUCAGCAAACUGUGUCUGAUAAAAAUAUGCCUGACAGUAAGAAACCUACACCUGUAUUCUCUCAGAUCUUGGACAAUUCAGAGACUCCUCAUUUGGGGUCAUCCUGGAAAAAUGGAUCACAUAAAUCAAAUUGUGAAAUGACGUUUCCAAUUGUUUCCAGUUCAUCAAACAAACAGGAUGUUCUUGACAAGGAUUCUGGGAAGCUGAAAGUCAACGAGAGAAGACUAGGCAAAGUCAUACCUGUUCUGCAAGCCAAAAGAAGGACUAAUGUUCCGACGUUUUCACAAUCAGAUCUAGAAAAGCAGAAGCAAAGUUAUCUCAAGGAAGUCAUUGCUCAUAUAGAACACCCAAAGGACACUAACCAAGGUGCCUUGGGGGAACUGUGCGCCUUGAUGGGUCAAGUUCAUCAUGUGCCAAACCCAAAAUGGCAGCAUCCUUCGGACCUCACCAUGCGAAACUACGCUCGGUUCCGACAGAAACCUCUGCAAAGAUACAGUCUGACUCAGUGGGUUGACAGGAACAUGCGAAGCCACCAUCGGUUCCAGCGUCUCCCAGAUUUCCCACCGAGUCCAUUUGUCUCACCCCAUCAGCAGUGAAGGUCUCUAUCCAGGGUCCUGUUCCAGGUCCUGUUUGGAGCAGCAGCUCAUCUUCUGCUCUUUUGUGCUUUGUAGAUUUUGAAUUUUAUUUUUCACGAGAUUUUUAUUUAAAGAACUUGCCACCUUUUGGAAAUUCCCGUUGCUGACUUGAAAUUUUUUUGUAUAACGUCCUUCUUGUUUGUCUGUGUGCAUGCGUUUAAGCACUGUUAAGUUUUUAUUUUUUUUAUUUAAAUUGAAGGUGACCACUAAUUGAAAGCCAGCAUCAAGCCAGAAUACCUAGGCUCAGGCAAAGCACCCACCUCUGCACAGAGGUGAAGUCUACUUCUGGUGCCCAAAAGAAAUCAUCUUCUAAUCUCCUGUAAGGAAGAGAUUACCAGGCUGCAAGCCAGCAUUAAUUACUGCUAAUGACUUAUAAGUGGAUAUAAGUCACUUUUAACAACCCCUCUUACUUUUUUAUUUGAAUCUCUGAAUACCUGUCAGUAUUUUAAAGUCGGUAAUCCAGCACAUCUGAAGUAGGAUGGAGCAGGACAAAAAUCCUGUUGAAGGGACAAAUUCAAAGUGUAAAUCUUCUCUCUUUUCUGUACUUACUAGCCUCCUUUAUUUAUUUAUUUUCUUUGCCCCCUGCCCCCAUUCUUCAUUAAAUUUGUUUUGCACAAUAGGUUUACAAAUGUUACACAUCUUAACUCUGACAGAAGACUGCUGACUAACCCUUGUUGAUUUGUGGUCUUGAGACUGAUUGUCUUCUCUUUCUUUUCUCAAGGAUUUGCCUUCUUUUUCCCCAGUGACCACUAUGCUCCUUAAAUUCUGUUGGUGUGUUCCUGUAUCCUGUUAGACAUAGACAUGCCUCUUAAGAGCAGCCUCCCUGCUCUCUUUAUUAAAGAGCUUCCCACCCAGAGUCUUCACUCUAGGACAGGCCAGCAAACCAGUCCUACUGAGGUGUGAGUUGGUUUUCAGUUUCAUCUGCUCAACUCCAACUUCAAGUGUGAGUUGAUGUGUUAGUCAGUGAGUCCAUCAUCCUGUGGGAGAGACUCUGGAGAGGCACUCUGUUGUCUCCAUUAGUAGUUAACAAGAGGUGCCUUUAGCUUCCGGAUGUUACCAUCUCAUUUGGUCAAACCUCUGAUACACAGCUUGACAAAACUGAUAAUGUGGGUCUAAUCAGUUGUGAUUAAGCCUGUGCACGAAAGCAUUACCUGACCUUCAGGUUUGGUAUUCUACCUUAAGUUGACAGACUUUGUGCAGCCUAAUGGAUGUCAAGGAGUUCGUCAUUCUUUCUAUACAGCCAGCUCUAGACAUCUUUGGGGAGAUUUUACAGUCCGGCAUUCACGCUACUGUUCACGCUCCGUGGAGGCUGGGCGUAGUCGCUGUGGCGCAGCCUGUGGUACCAGGCUAGCUGCCUCCUUCUGCUUUUGUUGUUCCAUCGGCCCAUCUCUGCAUUCAUCUUAAACAGCCUACCCGGCUUUAGAAAACGACUUGGGAAAAGUUUAGUCAUUCAAGCCACCAGUAAACUUAGAUGGAUGCCACUAAGCGUUUACUGUUUUUAUCCAGGUGAGGAGUCUCUUCCUUGGACAUUUGGUUUAGAUUCUGGAACCAGAUGCAAAGAAGUUCUGUUCAGAGCCAAGAGUCAAAAUCGAUUUCAGUUGGCAUAAUGGACAUUUACUCAAUCAGUCACUUCUCCAGAUUUCCCUAAAUUAGCAUGAUGGAGUGAGCGAGCAGACAUCCACCUUUGGAACCACAGCAUAAUAAAAAUUAAUUGGAGCUGGAGUAACUAGCACUGUGGCUGUCUCGUUCUCCACAGUCGGCCCAAGGAGUGAAGGGACAGCAUUUCGCUUUGGCUCAUGUUCCUGCACUCCUGGUACAAGAGGGUUUAAGCCUGAAUGUGUAAUGGCAGCCUUGCCUUUGCCAAAUCAAAUGAGUGACGGGUUAACUAGAAAAUGUGACAAUCACAUUUCCUCUUUGCUCAAAUAAUUCUGUUUUUCCAAAGCUUUAGCAGCUUAAUUAAAUCUGUUGGACUGGGGGAGGAGAGAACUGUUCUUUAGCGGUUAACAUGGUAUUCUUUAAGAAGAAAAAAACAAAGCCAAAGAAAACUCAUUAUCAGGCAUGUUUGCCUUAAAGAUGGUGGUGGGUAAAAUCUGGAGUUUUAAUCUGUAUUUAAAGCUGCAUAUCUCCUAUGUGGUGCUGGCCUCUCAGACUAGUAUUUGGUGAUGAGUUCUUGCUGUAUUGUUUUAUUGGAGUGACGGUUAUGUGCAUUUAACUGCCUACCUAGCUUGCUUCGUUCAUGAUGGCAUUCUCACCACGGGGGUCUUGACAAAGAGUAAAAAUGUGCUGUUUACAUAGUUUACUUUUAAGAGCCUGAAAUAACCUGUAGUUUUGCAUCUAACACAGGCCUGAUUUACUUGAGUUGUCGGGAUCAAUUAUGAAACUGAAGUUUGGUGCCUCCUCUUUAUCAUGUUUUUUCCCUUGUAGCAGUUGUGUUUAAUGUCAUUAAAAAGAAAUAAAAGUUCUUGUCGUGGCAUA